Messenger RNA from Syzygium oleosum, 671 nucleotides. RefSeq names its product acetyltransferase At1g77540. Lineage: Eukaryota; Viridiplantae; Streptophyta; Magnoliopsida; Myrtales; Myrtaceae. Bases 93 to 440 code for a protein of 115 amino acids. The record is from RefSeq and is a predicted model, not a curated record. The transcript has 2 exons.
UCAUUCUCCUAACUACCGGGAAACCGCAUACUCCCAGUUCCGCGCUCACGGGACCCAGGAAGCGGAAGCCGGAGAGAGAGAGAGAGAGAGAGAUGGCGGCGGCUACCACCACCACCGCCGGCGGCGGAACCUCCGGCGAGGGCCCGAAGAUAGUGUGGAACCAGCCCCAGCAGAGGUUCGAGACGGAGGACAAGAAGGCCUACCUCCAGUACGCGCUCCGAGGCGGCGGCGGGGUGAUGGACAUCGUCCACACCUUCGUCCCUCCCUCGAAGCGAGGCCUGGGCUUGGCCUCCCACCUCUGCGUCUCCGCAUUCCAGCAUGCCAAGACCAACUCCAUGUCCGUCGUCCCCACAUGCUCUUACGUCUCGGACACUUUUCUUCCGAGGAACCCAACUUGGAACUCUCUUUUGUACUCUGAAGAUCUCAAGUCUCAUAUGUAAAUUUUCUUCUAAAUGUUCGGCGAAAUAAAGGCAAGUCUGUGAGUGUCAAGUGGAUGUAACUGCUAGCUUGAACUGCUCUAUUCUACUUCUUUCUCGGUAUCUGUCUCAGAACUUGUAGCAGGGCGUGGUUCCCCCGCACAAAGAUGCUUGUUUCAGUAUUGCAUUUACAUGCUCUUCUUGGGUCUGUAUGCUUUCACACAUCUUCAAGAGAUAUAUAAUAACUUAUUCUAA